AUGGAGUCUCCAACGCGUCCCAUCCUAAGCCCCUCAAAAGCGCUGCAUCCGGUUUCGCCGGAACGCAUGAAUCAACAAACCAUCCCCGGUUCUCCAUCACUACCUUCCGAUCUCCUCACACUACAUCACAAGAGCACCCGAGGUGUUUCGGAAGUUCAAGCCAAAGUGGCAUUUCUAAAUGGCCUAUCUCGAGGAGGCAGCCCUGCCAACUCUGCAGCAAGCAAUGCCGCUCUACAACGCGCCAUCAUGGGCCGAGAGGAAGCCGAAUCCGCCCUAGCCACCGCACAAGAAGAUUUAUCCGAAGCACAGACACGAGAACGCCGGAUCAGUGAACGCCUCGAAUCAUUGCUGGAAGAGCUACACGGGACAAAAGAACGACAGGCCCACGAACGAUCAAUUUUCGAAAAGGAAAUCCGAAAAGCCCGCAAGGAAGCUUUUCGCGCUGGUUCGACCGUGGUAAAGCUUCAAGAAGAAUUGAAGCACGCGAAAUCAGAGGUCAGAGCACUGAAGGACGAAGUGGCAGCAGAACGCGAGUCGAAGGACAAGGCCAAACAGGAGGCAUUCGAACGCGCCUAUGCUCUCGCCGGUCUUACAGAGGAACUUGAAGUUCUGAAAGAAAAAUUCCGUGCCCUUGAAACCGACAACCACUCGAGCACCCUCGAAGUCCGCGCCCAUGAGAUUCGGAAAGAAGACUUCGGAAGACUGUCAAUAGCGGAAGGGGACCUCGCGUUUUUGGCCACACCACGCAGACCGAAACGAGCCGCUGCGGGAUCUGUUCUCUCCCCAGCCCCGGCACGCGAAGAAGACCAUGCAGAAGCCACUCCCCCCAAACGCCCGCGUUUGUCGGACUGUGCACCAAAGACGGAGAGUGAACAACCCGCAUCCGAGACGGCUGCUGAACUGCAAGAAGAUCUGUUAGAGAGGAUUAAGGAAGAGCUUGACUUUGAGCGUCGCCGCAGAGUCGCAGCCGAAGACAUGGUGCAUUUCUUGAACAUUGAGUGCCAGUUCGAACGCUGCUCUUGCAGGCUUGCUGAGAGCCAAGGCCGUCGCUACAUCUACGAUGCUGAUUACUAUAACACAUUCCAAAAGCCUCAGAUUGAGGCGGAAGAGAAAGCUCGGGCCCAGCAAGCCAUCAUUCAGCAAGCAAGUGUGCAACAAGUCCAUCCUCACCCAGCCAGCACCCCCGAGGCCAGCCCUCCCCCUCCUCCACCCCCCGUCCACCGAUCUCCUGUUCACCAGGCCCCCACUCUCAUGGUGAGAUCACCUCAACACAGUAUCCACCAGGAAGAACCCGAGCCAAGUCGUACCCCUCUGGCCGCGCCACCUGUUCCUGUCCACCAGCACACCGCGCCUUCUGUAAAGGCUGAACCUAGAGACCUGCCCAAGAUGCAAAUGCCAGCUGAGCCCCUGGUUACAUUUUCUCCAGAGACCGGCACAUUCACGACAUUCCCAUCUCCUCUCCGAGAUAACGUCAGACCUCCGCGGUUGGAUUUCUUCGACACGCCCGAUCUCUCUGAGCCUCGACUGGAUGUUCACGCAGGUCAUGUCGAUGGGUCUGCAUCACCCGACCAACACGUCGACUCAUUUACACCUUCGGGGGAACCAGCCUUGACCAGAAUGCCCCGUCCCACCCCAUCAGAUGGUGCCGCCGAACACUCGCGAGCACCACUGUCUGUGGAAGCAAGACCAUCGCGACGUGUCGACAGAGAACCCCAUGGACACCGCCAGCCCAUCAACCCCCCAAAGAGAGUUCCUUCCCGACAAGAGCCACAGUCACAGCGCACUUCGCACCCUGGCAUUCCCGAUACACCCAUCGACCGCGAACAAGCGCUCGCACAGAUCAGGGCGCGACGAGGCCGUACUCACAGCAAGCAGCGGUCAGUCAGUGCCAGCGAGCCUGGCCGCGCAGCUCGCGCGUCGGCGGGAUCCAACCCAACCCCUGCUCGGGGACCUCGACGCCUUCCCAACCCCAAUCUUCGGGCCGAUUCGAGGACUGAGAACGAGCUUGGUGAACGCCGAGAUAUGAGUGCUCCUGUUCGGAUGUUCCGACGUUAA
Molecule: messenger RNA, 2055 nt
Organism: Penicillium concentricum
Lineage: Eukaryota; Fungi; Ascomycota; Eurotiomycetes; Eurotiales; Aspergillaceae
Exons: 1
Coding region: 1-2055 (684 amino acids)
Source: RefSeq, a predicted model, not a curated record